CGUAGCGUCGUACUGCAGAGCCGACAGACCGCGCACACAACCGCGUCCUAUAUCACCGGCGGCGUGGACGCGGGGCCUCGAACACCGUCCGUCGUCGGACUGCAGCGAGCAGAGUCCGCUGGCCCGCGUCCGGCGGCGUGCGUGCUCGCUUCGGCCCCGAACGCGCUAGCGAGCGAGGGCGCGCGCGCACAUCGCCGCCGACGGCGCACGCAGUGAACGCGCGCGCGCGCGCGCGCCCCUCUCCCCUGUCUGCUCUGCGGCGGCACACUGCACUUGGCGAACCACCCACGACCACCCCGGCCAUCCCUGCGCCGCGCGUUCGUGUGCCGGCGGCGCCAAACACGGUAUAUAAUACGAGCGGCACGCGUAACAAGUAUAAAUGGUAAACAAUGGCCGGCGACCAGUCCGGGCGCAGGUAAACGCAUCGGCCGCGACCCGACGAACAGACGUGGACGACAUCAUCGCUGCUGCCGCGGCCGCCGCCGACGUCGCAAGGAUUAAAUGAGAAAAUGCUUUUGCGGUCAGUGGCGGUCGUUCGUCGUGCACGGUGAACGGCACUGCGGCGCUAUGAGUUGCGAAAUUACGGUCGUGGACGACCUUCGGACGGACCCUCCGACGCGGAAGUGCAGCACGAGCAGCACAAACAGCUCGAGCAGCGCCGGAAGCGUAGCCACGUCGGACGGGGAAGUGGACGCGGCCGCGGUGGCCAUCCCCUCGUCGGCCGUCGUGAUGUACGUCACCGACGACGCCGUUGCCGCCGUGGGCGUGGUCGGCUGUCGCGGGGACCGCACUAUCGCGACCGUGGCCAACGUGGACGCGCCGAGUUCGGACAUCCACACGGACCGGGACGAGUGUUCGUCGGACGACAGCUGCAACGGGCCGGACUCGCCCACGGGGCUGAAGAGGGUCGGUUCCGUGUACGACUUCGGGCUGGACGGGGCGGACAGCCCGACGCCGUGCGCCAACCACCCGUUCGCCGGGGGACCGGACGCCGACCUGACCAAGGUGGCGCGCAAGCAGUUGCGCAUGAUUCGCGAAGUAGACGUGGCCGUGUGCCACCUGAAUCACACCAACACGAUUAUCAGCAAGAUACUCAGCUCCAAGUAUCUGAGACGGUGGGAGAACCACCAGAUCCGCUUGCAGGACGAUUGCAUCACUUCGAACACGCCAAAUGGAUUUCUUAGUAAGACUAUUGGGUACGAAGCUAUAAAAGAUUUAUAUCCAGUAAAAAGAUGGGACUCAAAUUUCAAAUACUGUCUUCGUGUAGUGGUCACUAAUGGUUCUUAUUUGCUACAGACAACUAAUCAGUAUUUGAGAGAUCAAAUUCUUUAUUCAAUCCUGUGGAAGAAAAAUGUUCAGGAAACCCAAACACUUUUAAAAAGUCAAUCUGAUCCAGAUGAUAUGUUAAAAGAAUUGCAGAAUAUAGUGGAUUUUGCCAAAAACAUUCCAUUGGUCGAUGAUGAAAUAUUUCAUAUGCCAACUUUUAUUGCCAGUACGCUAAUGACUAGAGACCAGGAAAAAUAUUGCAAACAAUCAUGGGAAAAGGCACUAAUCGGUACGUUGCGCCCAUUGAUUGAAGACUGUCCCCCGUCCGCCGAAAUGUGUUCGUUUUUAUCGCAUCAUUGCAAAGACCAAAGUAGCCUACCUAUCAUUAAAGAUUCCUUAGUUUACACCAUAACAAGAAUACUCAAACAUAAUUUUGACUUCGCAAGAACACUGACGGCUCGUACAUUAGUACAAGACUAUAUAAAGGCUCUUUACAUCCAGGACCAAAGUGGCGAAUCAAUUAGAUAUUUUUUAUCGAGAGUUCACAGUGCCAGCGCUGUGUGCCCCCAUAACAGGGUACUACCGAACAUGGUAUCCACCUGUAUUACUGCCAUAUACUCCGCAUCAGAGGAGUUGCCGGCUAACUGUUCGGAAGCCGAAUUCGAUUGCUAUUACACCAAUCACCUGAGAUGCUACAUUGUUGUUCUUCAAAACAUAUCAGAAUAUAGCGACUGGCUGUACGGACUUGCUCAAUUGUUGCGUCCGUUGCCGUUUCCCGCAUUGCUGUUAAUUCGUUCAAUUUUUAUGGAGGACAUUUCCUCUGUGAUAUUAAAAAUAGGACUGCAUGAAGAUUGUGAAAUUCAUAAGCAAGUAUUAGCUGUCCGUGAGACAAAAGAUGGCUGGUUCGAUUUGUGUUCGCCGAUCGAAGCUGUGUUCUGCGGAAGUUCAAUUGUCUGGACUCAAUUGCUUAAAACGUUAAUGGAUUGUGAGCGUUGUAAAAAAAAGAAACUGUUGAAAAACUUGAAAGCCAAGCAUUUGGGAACGUGCGUUUCGGAAGCGUUAAAAAACAACAGAAUAGUGAUGGACGUUUUGUGCUUAAUGCUUGAGUGGAUGGUCGUGGAAGACUUGCAUCAAAGAAAUCAGAUUGUUGACACACUUAAGUCUACAGAAUUUGGUAAAAAUGUAUACGACGAGUUUAUGUCAAGGCAGAAUCAACUACUUGAAUUGCAACGAAAAGGAGGUCCACAAAAUUUAUCAUUACCGGCACGUGGCACUGACUUGGAUCUGAACUCCAUGUUUGAUUGUGGCCCUUUCGGCAAUUUAGAAUCGGUCGACUUAGCUUUUACCAAUGUAACAGAUACUUGUGCCAAGACGUUGAUUAAGUUACCAUCUUUAAAAGUUCUCAAUUUGUGGGGUACUCAGUUUGGUGACUCCGGGUUAUUAAUCAUAUCGGAUCAUCUGACCAACUUACAAGUUUUGAACUUAUGCGAGACUAAAGUUACCGACAGGGGAAUCGUAUCGCUCAUAAGUCUUAUUAAUUUGAAAAAACUGAAUUUGAAUAGCACUAAAGCGACAGUCCGAUCAGUGGACGUAUUAAAAAAAAAAUUACCGGGCUUACACGAAGUAGACGUCAGAUACUCAUUUGCCUGGUAAAAGGUAUUUUUUUUUUUUUGUUAUAUUAUAUUAUAAUGUGUUUAACAUGAAAUGGUUCUUAUUAUUUUUUAUUUUUGUUGACAAUCUGCCUGAUAAACACAUUUACACGCAACUAUUAUAAUAUAUAAUAACAAAAUGACAUUAAUAUAUUUAAUAUUAUUAUAUAACCGUUUUACUCUUCGAGUAUAAAAAGACUGUGGCCCUGUUUUUUUUUUUUGUAUGUAUAAAUAUAUAUAUGCAUUAUUAUACUUUUACCUUUGUUUAUAAUAAUAUUAUAAAAUAAGUAAAUUUUAAGGCGAUGUAUAAUAAUCGUUCAUUUAAUAUUUUGUUAAAAAGAAUUAAGUAAGUAAUGCUUAAGUGAAAUCGCCUUUGAGAGACGAUACCACAAUGUUAUAUUAUCUAUAGUCGUGCCUUUUUUCAUUAAAUUGCUAAUUAUAUAGCGUAUAAGUAUAUAAUAUUAUUAUAUUACUCGUAUUAAAUUUUACUUAUAGAAACGCUCAAAAAAUUUCAAUUUCCAUUACGAUUUUAUUCUAUUCUUAGAUAGUCGAAUAUUGUGUUAUAAUAUUUAUUAAUAAUUUUUUUGUUUAUUAAAAUUUUUUUAUCGUACAA
Molecule: messenger RNA, 3528 nt
Organism: Melanaphis sacchari
Lineage: Eukaryota; Metazoa; Arthropoda; Insecta; Hemiptera; Aphididae
Product: C-Maf-inducing protein-like
Exons: 15
Coding region: 502-2919 (805 amino acids)
Source: RefSeq, a predicted model, not a curated record